CGGGCUAAAACUGCUGGAGUCCCUCGUUCGGCGGAACGGAGCACGUCACGGUCGUAUCCGAACGGUUCAGCAACCAUCCGGGGUAGUUCAGAAGCCGCUCAGUAACAGCCCAAAGGCUCUUUCUGCAUUCAGCGGUGUGCCCUCAUCGUCUGGCGUCGGGACGGAUCAGGAAAUGCGGGGUUCAGUCCGGACUGGGUAAUCCCGGCCAGCCGGCGGCCAUCUUGGUAAAGGAGGUGGUGUUUGAGGAGGAAGCAAGACUCCGCCGCGCUGCAGUACAGGCGAAUCUCACGAUCCGCGGGGCUAGCAUAGAAAAACAAUUGAAAGCAAGCAAAAAAACAAUUUGCUGGGAAAUUCAGCAGGUCCUCGCAGCACCUGUGGAGAGAUGAAAACAGAGUUAACGUCUCUAGUCCAUUGACAUUUCUUCACGACAUCGGUUUGUUAAAUUUUGACAAACAGAGCAGGAGAACUGAAAACAGACCGCCUAUACCUGGGUUCUGAGGAAAGAACUGAAUCCCUACAGUGCAAAGCAGGCCAUUCAGCCCAUCGAAUCCAUACUGACCUUCCAAAGACCACCUCACCCAGACACAACCUGUAACCGUAGCUUCCUCAUCGCUAGCCAACACAUCUCUGGAUAUUAUGGGCAAGUUUGUUCCGUAGAAACAAGGCAAAAAUCUCUCAUGAAUUUACGCGAAAUAAACUUAUAAACGCUUUUUAAAAUAAGAUUUUAAAAGAUGUUGAUUGCAGGUGGGAAAUUCAAAUUAUGCAUGAUGUCAUUCUCCGACAAGUUCAUUCGAUUCAUCAGGGCCUGAAUGCCAUUGUUCAGCAAUAUGGAAAGUGAAAUGUUUGCUGGUUGUAGAAAUGUAUUUCUCAUGUCUGCCUGACUGGAAAAACAGUGGGAUACAUACAGCCGAGUAAGUGGGUUCCAGUACAUGGACUGUGGAAAGAGCUUUAAUCAGUUACAAACCCUGAAAAGACAUUCCUUGCAAAAAGCACCUGUAGAUGGAUUCUGUGUGUUUAUGAGGUUUCAACUGGUCAUUCAACCUACAGAGAGGCAAAGAUACAUGCACCAUGGAGAAACCAUGGAAGUGCGGAGACUGUGGAAAGGGAUUCAAUUACCCAUCUCUGCUGGAAAAUCAUCGUCGCAUUCACACUGGGGAGAGGCCUUUUGCCUGUUCCAUGUGUGGAAAAGGAUUCACUCAAUCAUCCAAUCUUGUAACACACCAGCGAACCCAUACUGAAGUGAAGCCCUUCACCUGCUCUGUGUGUGGGAAGGAGUUCGCUCAGUCAUCCAAUCUCCUGACACACCAACGGGUUCAUACCAAGAUGAAGCCAUUCACCUGCUCCAUCUGUGGAAAAGGAUUUAAUCAUCCAUCCAAUCUGCUGAAACACUGUCGAAUUCACAGUGGGGACAAGCCAUUCACCUGCUUUGUGUGUGGGAAGGGAUUCACUCAGUCAUCUACACUCCUGACACAUCAGCGUAUUCACACUGAGGAGAGGCCGUUCACCUGCUCAGUUUGUGAGAAAGGAUUCAAUCAUCCGUCCAACUUGCUAAAACACCAGCGCGUUCACACUGGAGAGAGACCGUUCACCUGCUCCAUGUGUGGGAGAGGAUUCACUCAGUCGUCAACCCUUGUGAUACACCAGCGAACCCACACUGAGGCAAGGCCUUUCACCUGCUCUGUAUGUGGGAAGGGGUACAUGAAUUCAUCCAAACUCCUGAUACAUCAGCGAAUUCAUACUGGGGAGAGGCCAUUCAGCUGCUCCAUAUGUGGAAAGGGAUUCAUGAGUUCAUCCAUUCUGCUGACACACCAGCGAAUUCAUACUGGGGAGAGGCCAUUUACAUGCACUGUUUGUGGGAAGCGAUUCACUCAAUCAUCCAACUUGCUGAGUCACCAACGACGUCACAAAUGACUGCAGGAGUUGGAUUGCGAUUUCAUUACUGCUACUAAUGUUGUCUAGUACUGAGUGACAUUUAUUCUGACAGAUUGGAUUUGUUUCUGUUAAUGUUAAUGAUCCUUGUAACUGGAAAGUGUUUCGUAUUGCAAGCUGCUUUGAUUCUGCCUCGGUCCCCAAGUUAUUUGAUUUCUUAUCCAAUAGCAAGAACUAGAUGGACAGAAAUUUCCUCCAACCAAAAAAUGGUAAGACUAAAAUAAUUGAUUUGAGCACUGGCUCUGAGCACCACUUCCUAUCCACUGACUCCAUCCCUUUUCCUGAAAAUGGUCUGCGAUUAAGUCAGUCUUCUGCUUACAGUGUCACAUUUUAAUUAUGAGAUGAACUUCCAACCUCAUGUUCUUUCCAUCAUUUCGACCGCCCAUUUCCACCACCAUCAAACCACUUGAGUUCACCCCAUCUUAGUCAAGAUUAGAGCAGUGCUGGAAAAGCACAGCAGAUCAGGCAGCAUCCGAGGAGCAGGAAAAUCGACGUUUCAGGCAAAUUUGCUCAGUUCUGCUGAAAUCCUUGUUCAUACCAUUGUUUCAUCUAGACUCAAUGUUUUUGCUUUAACUUUCCCAACUGAUCUUCCAUAUCUUAUCCCUUGUAAAUUUUUGUGUCAUCCAAAACUCAGCUGCCCAUGUCUUAACUCACAGCAAAUCCCAGUUCUCCUUAUCUCAGGUGCAUGGAUGUGAAUUGGCCUGCAGUCAUCUUGACUUUAAAAUUCUCAGCAUCAUUUUAAACAUCUCUUUGGUUUUGUCCUUCCUAUCUAAUGUACUCCUUCCUUUGAAACCUAUGCAAUAUUUGCAAUCCUCAAAUUCUGGCCUCUUGUGUGUUCCCAAUUACAAAUGUUUCUCCAUUAUCAGCCAGCUCUGCAAUUUCCUCUCUAUAUAUGUCUGCCUCUCAUCCUCAGUUUCCUCCUUGCAGCCACUCCUUAAACCAAAUCGUCAACUGAGCCUUUGGUUGUCUGACCUAUUUGCUUCUUUGUGACUCAUUGUCAAAUGUUGUUUUAUAGUGUUUCUGUGCAGUCUGCAUUACAUUAAAGGUACUAUGUAAGUACAA
Molecule: messenger RNA, 2991 nt
Organism: Hemiscyllium ocellatum (epaulette shark)
Lineage: Eukaryota; Metazoa; Chordata; Chondrichthyes; Orectolobiformes; Hemiscylliidae
Product: zinc finger protein ZFP2-like
Exons: 2
Coding region: 1069-1911 (280 amino acids)
Biological process (GO): regulation of transcription by RNA polymerase II
Molecular function (GO): DNA-binding transcription factor activity, RNA polymerase II-specific; RNA polymerase II cis-regulatory region sequence-specific DNA binding
Source: RefSeq, a predicted model, not a curated record